This is a messenger RNA of Symbiodinium sp. CCMP2456, 432 nucleotides long. The record is from the annotation of a GenBank genome assembly. NCBI's taxonomy places the organism in Eukaryota, Dinophyceae, Suessiales, Symbiodiniaceae.
AUGCUGCUGGACGUUGGUUGCUGCACUCAGGGAAGUCUGGAGUCGAGGAGUCAGCAGAAGGGCCAAGAGCUGGCAGCGGGAGUCAAGCUGCGGGUUCAGCGGAGUCAGCCUGCAAGGACUUCAGGUUGCUCCGUGGCCGUACAGAGCCAAUCGCAGCAUUUCUUCUUCUGUCAUGCAAGGCAGGGACCGCACCAGGAAAGCAUGGAGGCCACAGCCGUGCAGGCAGCUGGACUUCUCCCAGAGAGUCGGCAGGAACGGCGGCGAGAAUGUGCCAUCAGUGGCUGCAGAGAGCCUUAUCUCUGUUUUUUUGCAUUGGGACUCCUGAGCUUCAUUGAAAGAUGCUUGAACGGUUGGCACCGAAACAGCCUCUUCUUGCCCGAACUGUUGGCCUGCCAAGCCCGUAUUACGUAUGCCGUAGCAAGCAGGCUAUGA